Molecule: messenger RNA, 792 nt
Organism: Microsporum canis CBS 113480
Lineage: Eukaryota; Fungi; Ascomycota; Eurotiomycetes; Onygenales; Arthrodermataceae
Product: 60S ribosomal protein L21
Exons: 4
Coding region: 53-535 (160 amino acids)
Biological process (GO): translation
Cellular component (GO): ribosome; cytosolic large ribosomal subunit
Molecular function (GO): structural constituent of ribosome
Source: RefSeq, a predicted model, not a curated record
CAACGCCGACAACUCCAAGCAACGAGACAAACCCGUUCAACCAGCCGUCAAGAUGGGUCACUCAGCCGGUUUGAGGGCGGGCACGCGAUAUGCCUUUUCUCGCGACUUCAAGAAGAAGGGUGUUAUCCCGCUGUCCACCUACAUGAAAAUCUACCGUGUUGGUGAUAUCGUUGAUCUCAAGGUCAAUGGAGCUGUUCAGAAGGGUAUGCCACACAAGGACUUCCACGGAAAGACCGGCGUUGUAUACAACGUUACCAAGUCCGCUGCUGGUGUCAUAAUCUACAAGCGCGUCGGCAACCGAUACAUCGAGAAGCGAGUAAACGUCCGCAUCGAGCACAUCAACCACUCCCGAUCCCGAGAAGAGUUCCUCAACCGUGUCAAGGAGAACGCCAUCAAGAAGCGCAAGGCCAAGGAGGAGGGCAUCCACGUCCACUUGAAGAGACAGCCCGUCGGCCCUCGGGAGGCCAGAGUAGUGAGCCUGGAAGGAAACGCCCCGGAGACACUUGCUCCUCUUCCAUACGAGACGACUAUUUAAUUUAAGAAAUCAAAAAACGAACUUAUUGAAAAUACCUUUUUUCUUUUGCUUGUCUCGAGUUAAAAGCCUGGGCCAGAGGGGGUUUCUCUUGUUCUACCGGUUUUUGUUUUUUAAGGUCGCUCUACAGAGCAUUAGAGGGAAUACCUUACUCUCCCUUUUUCUUGCUGCAACGAACGUGCCGGAGCUAUUUCUUCGGUCGUUGAUUGGGAAUAAGGCACUCAUGACAUACAAGGCCCUGCGCCAUAUUAACGAUUUGA